AUGUAAUAAACAACUUAAAAAUGGAUAUAACAGGAAGAAUUAAGAAAAUUAUGUACAUCAUAUUUAUAAAUGAGCGAAAUGGCAUUAAAAGAAAAAAUGCUUUAAGCAAAUUUAAAGAAUCAAGAUCCAAUAUAGUUAAAAAAAAAAAUAAUGAAUUUCAUAGAAUAUAGUAAAAUAAUUAAAAAUCAAGAAGAAAUAUAACAACAAUUAGAUUAAGUAAAGUUUUUGCUUAUUUAGACUACAAUUACUUAAAUCAAAGAAGCAUAAGAUUUAGCUCUUUAAUAAUUUAAUUAGAAUAAUAUAAUCAACAGUUCAAUAUCUUCACUUUAUCCAAAUAACUAAGUUUUACACAAAACCCAAGAUCCUUUUUUAUCUAAAAAAAUUAAAACCAUAAACUUAAAACCUAAUUAUAAUUAAAGAAAUUUAAGUACAAAUUUAUUUUACUACUUAGUUAAAUUAGCUGAGGAGGAAAUGGAAUUUAUUUAUCAAGAAUCUUUUUCAAACCUUGCCGCUAAGUAGGAUUAAAUUGUUAAUAAAAUGAAUUUAUAAAAGAAAAUAUAAGAUAAUAACAAUUUUAAAUAAAAUAUUCCAAUACCUUUUGAAUAAAAUCAAGAUUCUUAACGUUAAUUAGAUUAUGAUUCAUUUGAAUAAGAUAGUAGAAAUUAAAUUGAUCAAGAAAAUAUAAAUAUCACUAAAGGAAAUCCUGAAAUAAAUUUAAGGAUAGAAGAUAAAGAAUCACUAAAUAAUGUUAUAACACCUAAAUAAAAAUAAAUUGGCAUAAAAGGUUUAGAGACUGAUGAAGAAUUUUAGAAUAAUUAAAGUUCCCUUAGUAAAUAGAAAAAUGAAUAAGCUAAAGAAAAUAAUGGAGUUGUUUCUGAGAAGACAUUAUAAAAAUUUGAUUUUGAUCCUAUUAAUCUAAAUAUUACUCCAAAUAUGAAAACAGAUGAAGGUUUACAUAAUGAUGAAUAAAAAGAUAUAGUAUUAAAUAAUAUUUACUAAGAAAUUAUUAACGAAUAAACAACAACAUAAACUCCUAAUGAAUAAACAACAAGUUAAACUCCUUUAGAAAAAACAACAACUUAGACCUCUAAAAUAGAAAAUGAAGAAAAAUUAUAUAAUUAUUAAGAUGACAUUAAAACCUAUAAUUAGUUAUCAAAUAAUCAAAGUGAAUAAAAAGAUUAAAUAUUAUAAAAAAAUUAAUCCAAUGAUACAAAUAAAUAAAUACAUUUAAGUGAUGAAAAUAUGUACAUAAAAUAAUCAGAAUAUAUUAGCGAAUAGUUAAUUGAUGAAUAAAAGAAAACAAAUUAUAAUGAUAUCUAGAGAAUUUAACAAAUUGUUAAAAGUGGAUAAGAAGCUUCUUUUUCAAUUUAAAAUUCAGAAAUGAAAGAAAGUUUUCAGAUGAAUUAAAAAUAGGAUAAUAAUAAAUAAAAUAUGUUAAACAGCCCUGCGACUUAUUUUAGCCUUCAACGAGAUUUUUUAAUAUCUCAAGAAUAAUAAACCCACCAACAUAAUUUUUCAAUAAAAUUUAAUUAAGAUAAUUCUUUAAAUUAGAAUAAUUUUACAAAAUCACUAAAAAUUCAGGAUGUUCCUUAAAAUUAAAAAAAAAAUAACGCUGAAGCAUAAAUUUAUAUGUAAAAAACCUAAUAAUAAAUCUAUUAAAGUGGACUUUAUUCAAAUAAUUCAAGUUAUGUAAGUAAUGGAUAAUAAAUAUCAUAAAUAAAUACAUCUAAAUUUGAUAUUAAUAAUAUUAAUAUUGAUUAAAAUAGCCAAGAAUUAUAAAAUUUAAUUAAAUCUAAUGAAAUUAAAAAGAAUAAUUAAAGUAAUAAGAGUAUAUGCAUUAAAUCUGAUGAUGUAAUAAUAUAAAAAUAUCUUGAACUUGUUUAGAGAUAUAUAGCUUUUUUAAAUUGUUAAGUAUAAUUACUAGAAAUUAAAUAUUAAAACUAAAGAAAUAUAAUGAGAACGAAUAAAAGACAUAAAAUAGAAUAGAAAUUGAUGAUAAAAGUCAAAAAUUAUGAUUCGAAUAAAUAUCAAUAGAUGAAUAGACUUGAAUCUGUAGUAUUUGAGGAUUAUAACUCUUAAAUUAAUUUGGAAUCAAAAGAUGAUUCAGAUAAACUUUCUUAAUAAAAUAGAUAGUUUCAAAGUGAAUAAAGUUAAAAUUCUCUAUAAGAUUAAGAGGGUUUAACAGAUUCUGAUAUAAUAAAAUUGUUUUUUGAAAAAUGGAAAGUUAAUUAAUGUAUGAUGAUUGAUAAAAUUCGAUAUGUUUUUCCUGAUAAUACGUUGGUAUAGGUUUUAGAAUAAAAAAGGUAUGGAUAAUGAUUUAUAUAUAAAGUUCUGAAGAAUUAGUAUUAGUAACAAAAUGGAUAAAAGGAUGCUUAAGAUUACUAUUCUUGAUGGCUAAGAUUUAUUUGUUAAUUAGAGGACAUCUAAAGUCUUUGUUGAGUAUAAUAUUGACAUAUUUAUUUUAUAAAUUAAUUUGA
Molecule: messenger RNA, 2477 nt
Organism: Paramecium sonneborni
Lineage: Eukaryota; Ciliophora; Oligohymenophorea; Peniculida; Parameciidae
Source: the annotation of a GenBank genome assembly